This is a messenger RNA of Amphimedon queenslandica, 363 nucleotides long. RefSeq lists its product as uncharacterized. The coding region runs from base 16 to 363 and encodes 115 amino acids. The transcript has 2 exons. The record is from RefSeq and is a predicted model, not a curated record. Lineage: Eukaryota; Metazoa; Porifera; Demospongiae; Haplosclerida; Niphatidae.
AAAGCUCGAACACAAAUGGACUUUAUCAGUGAACCUGGUAUUAAUAGAUAUAUUCUCUGUCCUAAAGUACGACCAAAGUCCUGUCCAGAAAUGUCAUGCCAAGUGAUUCUUGAAGCCAAUCCUAAAGCAGUAUCUGGAGAUUACACUAUUGUGUAUCCAAAUGGCACUGCAUAUACAGUUUAUUGUAAAAUGGACACCACAGACUGUGGAGAAGGAGGAUGGACAAGGAUAGCUUACAUCAACAUGACUGAACCUGGAGCUUCAUGUCCUGAUGGAUUUGUCACUAAAGACUAUAAUAACAUUGAUCACAGUUUAUGUGGGAUUAAUCUUGGUAGUGGAGGAUGUCAAUCAACAUUGAAAUAG